Messenger RNA from Thelazia callipaeda (thelaziosis nematode), 738 nucleotides. The record is from the annotation of a GenBank genome assembly. NCBI's taxonomy places the organism in Eukaryota, Metazoa, Nematoda, Chromadorea, Rhabditida, Thelaziidae.
AUGGAAGAACGUGGCGAAUUACGUCGAGAUUUGCAUGAAUUACAAAAUUUGCGUUCCAUUGCAUCUCGGCAAUACGUGAAAAGUAUCUUAGAUGAAAAGAUCACUGAUAUCGAAAGAAAGAAAUUACAAAAAUUUUCUUUUCAGAUAGAACAAAGUGCCGGAGAUGCUAAGAAUUCUACUGAUAUGGUUAUAAACCAAAAGAAAAAUGAUGCUGUUCCAUUACCAACGAUAAAGGUCACAAAUUAUGCUUGGGAUCAAAGCGAGAAAUAUGUAAAACUCUAUGUCACUAUUUCAAACGUUCAUACUGUUCCUCAAGACCGAAUCGCAGUGACCUUUGCAGAAAAUGAAGUCGAAAUUCUUGUUCGUGACGUAGAUUCGGCAAAUUACUUGUUAACAAUAAAGGGUUUGCUCCAAAAUAUCAUCCCGUCUAGUUCAACUUUCAAACAAAAAAACGACCUAUUGUUGGUGAUGAUGAAGAAAGAGAAGAAAGAGAACUGGAAAUAUUUAACUAAAGCCGAGCAUCAGAGCAAAGAGAAAAGGCCGGCCGACAUGUAUAUUAAAUUUUCAUACUGUUUCAGCACUCCCAAAUUUGACCAGAAAUCUGAUCCUCAAGAAUCAUUGAUGACUUUGAUGAAGCAGCUUUAUGAAGAUGGAGAUGAUGAAAUGAAAAGAACAAUUCGUAAAGCAUGGCAUGAAAGCCAAACAAAAAGAAGCGAAGAAAUGGGACUAAAUGCUUAA